AAGGAGAGUUUCGAAAAGUGAAUCAGUGCCGCUGGAGGAUGCCCUUGAUUCAUAUCGUGAUGUAAAGAUUACCAUUAAUGAUUUUAAGAAACAUAAAAAGACGUUAUACCAGCAAGACUCGACCGGAACUUUUCUACCGUUAACUAGGCAACGAAGGCCUGGUACUUAUGUCGAUAGUCUCCGUAAAGCAGAAACCCCGCCUCCUUUGGACGAGGAAUAUUUACGAAGUUCCUUAAAAUAUUCCGAGGAACGAAUCAACGGAAGAAAACUAUUGUAUAUGCAGACGGGACCGAUGACCGCCGAAGAUGCAAAAUGGCUGAACUGGCUUGAGAGCAAGUUUAAGGAAAUCGCAGGAGCGGAUGGUAAAAUUGGCCAAGAAGAAUUUCAAAAGGCUCUUGGACUCAGAAAGUCGUUUUUCACGGAACGUUUUUUCGAGCUCUUCGAUGUGGACGGAAGUGGUGACAUCAAACAGGAAGGACUUAUUCUCGGAUUACGCAUGCUUCUGAAAGGAACUCAUGCACAGAAGCUUCAGUUCCUUUUUGAUGUCUACGAUGCCGAUGGAAGCGGAAGCAUAGACCGGGACGAAUUACUGAACGCCCUAAAGGCGUGCAUGGAAGAAAGCUCGCUAUCACUCUCAGCUGAAAACUUAGAAGAUCUUACGGACGCACUAUUUGACGCCGCGGACGAAGAUAAGUCCGGUACGAUCACGUUCGAGGAGCUCCGAAACGAGAUUGAGAAACAUCCGGGCGUUAUAGAGAACCUUACAUUCAGUGUCGCACAAUGGCUACGACCACCUGACAAGAAGAACGAUGGUAAAAGUCGCCAUCGGUACUUCACAAUUGACUACUGCAAGAACAACCUCCGUAAAGUGAUCUACUUUUUGGUGUAUUGGAUUCUCAACGCGGUCCUCUUCGCCGUGGCGAUGUACCAGUAUCGGGAAUAUACCGUCUGGCUUAUGUUUGCGAGAGGUGGUGGCUUAUGCCUGAACUUCAAUUGUGCCUGGGUACUCGUACUGAUGCUGCGCAAGUGUAUCACCUUUCUGCGCAUGACAAAACUAUGUCACGUGCUUCCGUUCGACCAGCAUAUUUUGUUUCAUAGGAUGACGGGCUUCGCAAUAGCGUUCUUUGCAGUGGAACACACGUUUGCACAUAUUGGCAAUGCUGUGGCCAUCACGGUUGAUAACGCUGCUAAUGAAACCCAAGCUUGGGAGGUGCUGUUCACCACAGUUCUCGGCCAUGGGUUGGUCGAGGGCUCUGCCUAUAUUACUGGAUGGAUCCUGAUGAUCAUCUUGAUAGUCAUCGUCAUAUGUUCUCUUCCGUUCGUAAGACGCAGCGGUCAUUUUGAGGUAUUUUACUGGACGCACAUGCUGUACGUCCCCUUCUGGAUCUUACUAAUUAUACACUGCGAUAUAUUCUGGAUGUUCAUUGUUGGACCCGGGGUAAUCUUUCUUUUGGAGAAAGUUUCAAGAUCAAAACUGAUAAAAAUGGUGCGUUAUGGAGAUACAUACAUCGAAGGUGUGAACUUACUGCCCUCCGGGGUCACUCAUCUUGUUAUCUCACGACCAACCAACUUCCGGUAUCGACCAGGUGACUAUGUCUUCAUACAAAUACCGGAAAUAGCAAAGUUCGAGUGGCACCCUUUCACCAUCAGCUCGGCACCUGAAAUGGAAGGUCACAUAUGGUUGCACGUUCGAUCAGCAGGACAUUGGACACGGAAGCUGUAUGAAUACUUCGACAAGUACGACGUAAAUACCGCACAAAACGCAGAUCAAAACACCGUCAAACGCAGGCGAGGAACAUCGAACAAGUUUGUAAAAAUUGAACAGGCAUAUUCUCGCCAAAAUGAGGUGAGAAAAUCGAGAGUGUCCCGAAAGUCAAGCAACACACCGUCCAAAGAAACGCAUAAAGACGUCAAUAUCAAGUGUUUUAUUGACGGCCCGUACGGUACGGGAACAAGAGAAGUAUUUGACACAGAACACGCCGUGUUGAUUGGUGCAGGUAUUGGUGUCACACCUAUGGCCUCGAUUCUGCAAAGUGUCUGGUACAGAUUCAGCGAAAAAAGACAGACGUGUCCGAACUGCGACCACGUGUGGUACCCGAUAGACGAGGAGGAGAUGGACAUGAACUUGAAAAAGUUGGACUUUGUAUGGAUAAACAGAGAUCAGAAAAGCUUCGAGUGGUUCCUCACACUGCUGAACAAGCUAGAGAUGGAGCAGAGCGAUCAUUGCGGGCCCCUGGAAAAGUGCAUCCAGAUGCACAUGUACAUGACCGCAGCACAGAAGAAAACCGACAUGAAAGGCAUCGGAUUACAGAUUGCGUUGGAUCUAAUGUACGAGAAAAACAAGAGAGAUCUGAUCACGGGUCUUCGAACGAAAACAGAGCCAGGUCGGCCUAACUGGAAUAAAAUAUUCAAAGCCAUCAAGAACGAAAACAAAGGUAAGGUCAAAGUUUUCUUCUGUGGAGCGCCAGCACUUGGGAAAACAGUCAAAGAAGCCGCCGCGAAAUUUGGUUUUGCAUUCUCUAAGGAAAAUUUCUAAAACUUGAUAAUCAAAUUACUUCAUGUGUUCAUGUUUAAUCAAAUUUUGCGCUCAAACACUGUGUGAUUUUUAGACUGCAAGUUUUAUUUUCAACUGCAUGACGUUUAUAUCAUUAAAUACGUGACAAUCACUUUGAAAUGUGAACAACACCAACAUACCCUAUUGUUAACCGGCGAACACUAAAUUAAGAAAACUUGCAACAAAGUCUGAUGUAUCUGCAUAAGAAGUUCGUAAUGCAGAUCGUCGUAUGCACUUGAUUCGAAGUCGAUGUGUUUAUUGACCUGGGUACAACAAGGUGAAUUUGAAUGCGAAGGGCCAUACUAGCCGUUUG
Molecule: messenger RNA, 2867 nt
Organism: Dreissena polymorpha
Lineage: Eukaryota; Metazoa; Mollusca; Bivalvia; Myida; Dreissenidae
Product: NADPH oxidase 5-like
Exons: 19
Coding region: 278-2536 (752 amino acids)
Biological process (GO): superoxide anion generation; defense response
Cellular component (GO): NADPH oxidase complex; plasma membrane
Molecular function (GO): superoxide-generating NAD(P)H oxidase activity; calcium ion binding
Source: RefSeq, a predicted model, not a curated record